Penicillium verhagenii is the source of this 387-nucleotide messenger RNA. RefSeq lists its product as uncharacterized. The coding region runs from base 1 to 387 and encodes 128 amino acids. The transcript has 2 exons. The record is from RefSeq and is a predicted model, not a curated record. NCBI's taxonomy places the organism in Eukaryota, Fungi, Ascomycota, Eurotiomycetes, Eurotiales, Aspergillaceae.
AUGGCGGCAAAGAACGCGAUUCCUAGCGAGUACCACAGCGCCAUGGUGAUCAAGAAAAUCAGAUUUGAAAAGUGCAGAUCUCGAGUUGUGUCUGAAAGUCAACUGGUGGUGCUCCGUACUUUGAAGCAUGCAGGAAGCAGCAUCAAAUAUCAAUGCGGGCUUCGCCCGAUGGCCGAGGAAGUGUCACACGGUCCCAAGAUGGCACCGCCCAGCCAUCGUACAUACUCGGAGGAGGGCCGAGUUGGCAAUGAUCAUCUCGCAAAUGCGGGGGUGAGAUUGUUGAAAUACGGGGGCUCCGUGCAGCCGUCGAGUGAAUGGGCCAAUAAUAUUUUGAUGGAGACGAUGAGCAGGGAAAAGGGAAACCAUGCCAAUGGGUCUUAUUUGUGA